Messenger RNA from Physcomitrium patens, 3182 nucleotides. Its product is annotated as polyadenylate-binding protein-interacting protein 7. Lineage: Eukaryota; Viridiplantae; Streptophyta; Bryopsida; Funariales; Funariaceae. The record is from RefSeq and is a predicted model, not a curated record.
GCCCCUCCGCGGCCCAGAUUUCCUGUUUCCGAGUGGAGCAGCAGCAGCAGGAGGAGUAGCAGAAGUAGCAGAAGCAGGCAAGGAAGGAAGCAAGUAAGGCAGGCAAAAGCCAGGACUCUCGUAGCGAGCACAGCUUCAACAAUCGACGGGUCGACCGUGGGAACUAAGCUUCACAGACAGAGCGAGGGCGGGUGUUGUUUUUUGGUCUCUGACUCUGCCUCUGAGUGCACGGAAAUGGAAAUCCCGCUCAAGAUAAGCUCAGACUGAUCGUGCCGCGGCUACCGUGUUUGUAGGUUUUUGUGUGUGUGUGUGUUGGUGGUGGUGUUUUUUGCAAGGGAAAACGCUUAAUCACAUGAAGGACCGCUUUGCAGAUAAGGACUGUUCGUCUGAGGAGCUGCAAACAUUGCACAGUUUUUGGCAGGACUCGUGCUGCGUAGCACCAGCCUAUUACACUCUUUGUGGUCGAGAUUCAAAAUCCUGGGCCUGCAUACAGUCAGCUUGCCUCUUAAGCACGUCUAAGGUAUUAACGUUCGAAAGGAGGAGCUGCAAAGCUCUUUACUAUGGGGUAUAAUGGGAGAGAGUUUCGUGAACCAUAUAAAAUGGUAGGGACAAGCAAUGUUUUGGCUUCAUUUGCAGGUGGCGAAAGCCUCGCUGCGAGCAUGUCAAACUUGUCUGUUACUGCUCGAGAUCAGAGUAAAUCUGGAUCCAACGAUACCCCUGGCUAUUCUAGCAGUCAGAGUCCCCCAUUGUUAUCCUCACAAAGCCAAUCCAACCUCUCUCAGUCAACAUCUACUUCUUUAUCCCUAGCACGUACGAACCUCAAUCCUAAUGCAGCGGUAUUUGUUCCCAAGACUUACAACGCCCUCUCACCUGGAAGUGUUGCUCAAGUUUGGGAGUCGCAGAAAUCUCCUACUUUCGCAGCCAGUGGGGACAAAGAGACUGCAGGCUCAAGAUUGAAUAGAACAAAUUCAAGCAACUCAAAUGCUUCAGACGACGAAUAUAGAAGAUUCUGUCGUGCACAGCUUCCAGAAGAUCUCAUGCCUGAUUUUGAUUUUGGGGAUUUUGUGGAGAAUGCAGAGUAUGAAGAGCCUGGAUCUCUUGAUGUUCCUGGUCGGAGUCAUAUUCCCGCCAGCUGGACUGGUGGUGCUGGAAAUGUUGUACCAGGAGAACAUUUCACUUACGACGACAGAGCUCAUCAGAAUGUGUCUAGAGCCCCCACCUACAAUCCUUCUGGAACAGUCACCGCUCGGUACAAUGGUUCAGAGGGUUCAACCUCUUCCUUGGGACCUGGCUUUGUGAGGCCAUACAUGCCAGAGCUACGGUCUUCUGUUCAGCAAAUGAGUCGUGAUAGGCAGUCCGCUUGGACUGAUAACAACGAAACAGUGACUGCAUUCUCUGAAUGGGGUGGAUCUGAUCUUGCGUUUCCGGAAGAUUUAACCCAGGUUGUCGACCCUGUUACUAUUCUUGCUAAUGAGUUUCCAGGGUUUGCCUCUGAUAGUCUUGCCGAGAUUUACUACGCCAAUGGUGGUGAUUUGGCUCUUACGGUGGACAUGCUUACCGAGCUUGAGCUGCAAAAUGAAGGCACCUCGGCAAAGCAAUUCCAGGCACCACCUGCGCCUGCACCUCCUUCGCCACGAGAUUUUCCAGUUCUACCAGGACUUGAGAACAUUUCUGGAAGAGCAUCUCUGAGAGAAUCUAGAUCUGUACCUGAUUUUGCUGCAGCUGUGAGGAAGCAAGUAGCGCAACAGGCUGCUCAGCUGCAGUUUGAGAGAAAUGGUGGCGUGGAUCUCUCUCUUAGUGCUGGACGGGGUUUGUCUCAAGGUCCAGGAGCUGGUGGGUAUUCGAGAGAAGCGAGGGUUUCCCACAAUGAAAGGUUGGAACCGUUUCACAUGCAUGGACAUGACGUUCAGACUUCUGUACCGUGGUUGGAGACAGGAGAAUCUGUGGGAAACAUGUAUUCCGACAUGAGAGAGGAAGCUCGUGAUCACGCACGUGUCCGAAAUGCCUAUUUUGAGCAGGCAAGACAAGCAUAUCUUGCAGGAAACAAAGCUCUGGCAAAAGAAUUGAGUGCAAAGGGACAGUGGCACAAUGAGCAAAUGAAAGCUGCACACAAUAAGGCUGGGGAGGCCAUCUUCUGGCAAAGAAAUUCAAAUGCCUAUAUCAAUAACUCUCUAGGGCAGCGAUUGAUAGACUUACACGGCCUGCAUGUGGGUGAAGCAAUCCCGUUGUUGAAACGUGAGAUUGCGCAGUUGAAAUACAACGUAAGAAACACCAGGCAGCGAGAAACUGUCUUCAUCUGUGUGGGCACAGGACACCAUACAAAGGGUUCGCGAACACCAUCUAGGUUACCAGCAGCUGUGCAGAAAUACUUGCUUGAGGAGGAGCAUUUACAAUUUACAGAACCCCAAGCCGGCAUGCUUCGCAUCAUCAUAAGAUGACGGAGUUUGUCUUUGUCUUAUACUGUAUUUCAGCUUUUGGCUGGAGAAGCAAGUCCUUGGGCCGUGUCACAUGGCCCUGCAAAGUUAGGCAAGUACAUUUAACAACUGCUACUGUUUGUAGAUGAAUCCGUAGGGUUUUCCCUUGGGCUCUUAUGUGAUCCUUUUUCACUAGCCACUGGGUUUUAGUAGAGCAGCCCUUGCAUAGAGGGUAUACUUAAACAGUGCUAUGUCACUGUCAGUAUAAUAUUUCCAUGUUGUGCAGCUUAAUAUGGUCAGGCACUCUUUUGUACGUGUAACGUUUGUCAACCUACAUCUUUUAGAGACGAGGUUAUAGCGAUAUGCAUUGAGUGGACUGUUGCCUAAGGCUUGAAAUAGGUCUCUCAGUAGGGUCGUCAAAAAACAUGUGACCAAUGAGGGAGUCUUAUAGUAUGGUGCCUAUUUUUUCAACUGCAGUUAACUCAGUGUCUCAGAAGUCUCAGUAGUCUUUGCAGUGCUCUUUCCUUGCUGCAAUGAUUUUCCUGUACAGUCAACUCAAUGUCACUUUGGCAUGGACGUUUUCUUACUGCAAGCGUUGAGCUCUGAGACUCUGCAGGUUUAGAUAGGUUUGGACAGAUGAAGUGAUUGUACAUACCGUAUACAAUCAUACUACAUCCAGGUCUGCUUAUUGUAAAUCAUUCAUUGAUGGAAACGUUAGUUUUCCUUGGCCUGCAUAGACACAGGGCUGAGCAGCCCCCAUUCAUGUGA